Messenger RNA from Pleuronectes platessa (European plaice), 3695 nucleotides. It is a transcript of the gene cracr2ab, whose product is annotated as calcium release activated channel regulator 2Ab. Gene Ontology annotation, biological process: cellular response to insulin stimulus; protein secretion; protein localization to plasma membrane. Gene Ontology annotation, cellular component: plasma membrane; trans-Golgi network transport vesicle; endosome. The transcript has 18 exons. The record is from RefSeq and is a predicted model, not a curated record. NCBI's taxonomy places the organism in Eukaryota, Metazoa, Chordata, Actinopteri, Pleuronectiformes, Pleuronectidae. The coding region runs from base 257 to 2680 and encodes 807 amino acids. Gene Ontology annotation, molecular function: calcium ion binding; GTPase activity; GTP binding.
AGAAUGACUCGCAUUCAUCUCUGAAGCGAAGACUUCCUAAACUCAGAGCGCGGCCGCUGCUCUGCUGAUCACUGAGAGCGCAAAGGCUUUUCACUUUCAUCUGGGAAAAGGGAUCUCAUCAUCUGUCUCUGUCGUCAUGGCGACCGUGAUAGCCCCAGAGGACAGGAUGCAGGGCCAGUGAGGAGGCCGGACGUCUGAUUGCAGAAGUACAUGCUCCUCAAGUGCCCUUAGAGAGAGAGAGAACAACAGAGAGGCAAUGGAGGAGGAGAGCAGGGUGAACGGCUUCCGACUGAGCUCAGGCAGGAGGAGCUCGGACUGGGGGCGCAUCGGCCUCCUGGACAAGACCAAGGAGUUCUUCCAGACCUGCGACGUGGAGGGCAAAGGCUUCAUCACCCGCACCGACAUGAGGAGGCUCCACAGGGAGCUGCCGCUGUCUGCGGCCGAGCUGGAGGACGUGUUCGAUUCCCUGGACACAGAGCAAACAGGUUACCUCACGCUGGAGGUCUUCUCCUCAGGAUUCAGUCAGUUCCUGCACGGCCGAAGGAUCUCCAUCACCGACGACCACAGCACCCGGGCCCCCAGCCCCACGUGCAGAGCCAACGAGGCCCUCUACCAGAGCCAGUGGGAGGCCAAGCUGUCAGGAGGCGAGGACGAGGAGGAGAGGCACUUCUCCAUGCUGCUGGACACCCUGGGAGCCAGUCACGUGUUCGAGGAUCCAGGUGAGGUGCGCAGUCUGUGGGCGGAGCUCCGGCGAGACGAGCCUCACCUCCUGUCCAACUUCGAGGAGUUCCUGGCCAGGGUCACCCACCAAAUAAAAGAGGCCCACCAGGACAAGAAAGAGAUGGAGAGCGCCCUCCAGAGGAAGUCCGCGACACACGACAGCGAGAUCCGCCAUCUGUACGAGGAGAUGGAGUCGCAGAUCAAGAACGAGAAAGACCGGCUGCUGCUGAAGGACUCUGAGACUCUUCAGCUGCGCAGCCACGACCUGGAGCACCAACUGGUUUCAAAGGAGAAGGAGCUGGAGCAGAUUUUCCAGAAACAAAAGAGGUUGGAGCUCCAGUGCCGCGAGCUGAGCAGCGAGAAGCAGGAGAGCCACGUGGAGAACGUCAAGCUGAAGAUGACCAACGACGAGCUGCUGCGGGCGCUGGCGAGCACCAGCCAGGAGCUGGGGCUGGCCCAGGAGCAGCUGACCAUGCUGCAGGAGCAGGCCGCCCGGCUGCACCAGGAGAAGGAGAUGGAAAUGUACAGAGUAACCGAGGGCCUGCAGAGAGAGAAGCAAAGUCUCAUGAAGCAGCUUGACCUCCUCAGAGAGAUGAACAAACAUUUGAAGGACGAGCGAGACAUCUGCGCUGGUGUGCCUCGAACGUCGCUCCGGAAGAAGCAGAAGCAGAGAGCGGGCCUCGGCAGCAUGUUCGACGACACCAGCCUGCCGCUGAAAAGUGAGGAAGAUACCCCCAAUAUCCCCACAACCAAUACCUUCUCCUCCUCCUCCUCCUCCUCCUCCUCCUCCAUCCCCGUGGUCAGCACCCCGGCGUGUCAGCAGCGCCCGGCCGCCAAGAAGAACUCCAGCUUAUCCAACGGCUGCGCCAACUCCGCUCCUCCCAAAGUUCACGAUGUGAAGACGAAAGCCAAGAGGUGGCCCAGCAAGAUGGCUCCCGUGAAGAGGGUGACGAGGAAAGACAGAGAACGAGGGAGGCGAGUGGAGGUGGAGAAGAAGCCGGGGGUGGAGGAGGAGGGGCUGGACUCCCCAAUAGACGGCUGGCCCCUCCGUCGGGUCAUCUCCAUCGAGGAGGACCACCUGCCCCACCUGCUCCUGGGCGGGCCCCAGCUCUUACUGCACCAGCUCAGUGAGGAGGAGGAUGAGGAGGACGACGAUGAGGAGGAGGAAGAUGCAGCGGCAGCACAGGGCGACAUUGAACCUACUGUUGUGAUGACAGAAGACGUCCCCGCCCCCCCGACCUCCAGUCGUCUUCCGGUGCCGGCGGAAGCUCACUCGGCGAGGAAAUCCCGCCUUGGCCUGGCCAAAAAGACGCCUACCUCUCCGAGAGGACAGCCUGUAGGGAAGGAGACGCAACAAAGGACCAGAGAAGUGGAACUCUUCGCCCCGGACCGCCUCUUCAAAGUCGUCCUGGUCGGUAACUCCAGCGUGGGCAAGACGUCGCUGCUGCGCUCCUUCUGCGAGGGCCGCUUCCACCCGGCCACCACCGCUACUGUGGGUGUUGACUACAGUGUGAAGACACUAACCCUGGACAGCAUGCAGGUAGCCAUGCAGCUCUGGGACACAGCGGGUCAAGAGAGGUACCGCAGCAUAACCAAGCAGUUCUUCCGCAAAGCCGACGGCGUGGUGGUGAUGUACGACGUCACGGUGAAGGAGAGCUACUCGGCCGUUCAACCCUGGCUCGUCAACGUCCAGGAAGCUGCAGGAGAAGGGAUCCCUGUCCUCCUUAUAGGCAAUAAAAUGGACAUGGAUGGAGAGAGGGAGGUGUCAUUUAAAGAAGCCGAGCAACUGGCUUAUGACAACAAGGUGAUGUUCUUCGAGGUCAGUGCCUACACAGGCAAGAACGUGACCGAGUCACUGACGCACCUGGCCAGAGUGUUAAUGGAGCAGGAGGACCGGGUGAGAGACACGACAGUCAGCCUCAGUGCUCAGCCCGUGAAGAAGAAGGCCUGCUGCAAGUGAAGACUCACUAAACGACACAAAGAAAACAGCAAAAACUUUUGGAAGAUAUCGGCUUCUGAUCACUUCAGAACCUGCAUUAUUAGAAGAGAUCAGUGAAAUCAGUUUUCUACUUGUGUAAAGGACCUUGACAUAGAACACAGUGCAGUGAUCUGCAGUGAAACUAAGGUGCUGCACUAUUUCAUGUAAAUAACGCUUUGAUGCCAUAUUACAGUUGUGCGGUCAACAAGAUUUAAGGUACAAAUAUUUUCUGUAAAAUAAUUACUUUCAAUAACCUUCACUGAGGAGAAAAAUCAUAAAUAUACUUUAGGCUUUUUAUAACUGAGUUUUAGCAUUGAAGUCUGAACCCUGUUGACACUACUGCAGAUAUAUAUAUAUUAUUAACGGAUAUUUUCACUCCGUUUAAAAAAUAAAAUAAAAGAAUUCUCCGUCCACACGAUCCUAGUUUUGCAAAAAAUCUCCGUCCAGAUGAAGUAACAAAAACGACUUCUAAUGCUCAAACAACCAUGCCGGGCCAGUAGGUGGCGAUAUAGUCUACAUCAACAAAUGUCAAAUAACAGUGGAGAACAUUGUGAGCAUGCUCAGUGAGUUUCUUCUCUUGUCAACCUUUCUCUUGUAUAUAGUUUGUAAAAAAUAUAUAAUUUUAGUGACUUAAAUAAUUUCCUUCUGAACAAGAGGCCUAAACAUUUUGUUUUGCAAAAUAUCAGCGUUAGUUUGCACACGGGCUAAAUUUUCUUACUACGUCUCUGGUGAAGCUAAACCUUAAAUAUAUUAUUCAAAAUUCGUUGAAAGGGUUUUAAAUCAAAAUGAAAUCAAUAGAAAGAGAAAAUGUUUUCCUUUGAUUCUUUGUCAUUUUUAUUCAUCAGGUUCUUUGUUCACGUUCUUCCCGACACAAAGCGGUUCAUGACGUCUGUGUGUUGGUUCCUGCCCGGAGACGUUGUUCUGUUUUAUUCUGGCACCAAAGUACAGUUGUUCUGAAUCAUUUUCCUCGAUGAAAAGAAAUAAAUGAAUAACAGUU